UCGGGCUGGCGAGUGCUGCUUGCGGCCACCGUCUUCGUCCGCAACCUCUACUGCCGCUUCCUCUGCCCCGUGGGGGCCGCGCUGGGGUUGCUGUCGAAGCUGACCGUGUUCGGGAUCAAACGCUGGUCCGAGUGCAACACCUGCAAGAUUUGCGAGAAGACCUGCGAAUGGGGCGCGAUUCGCGGGCCGCAGAUCGUCAUGACCGAGUGCGUGCGGUGCGACGACUGCGAGCGGCUCUACGCGGACACCGUCAAGUGCCCGCACUGGAUCAUCAUUGCUAGACGGGGGCUGCGCCCCCGACACCACGGAAGCACUAGACCAGACCUAGUGUUGAACACGUACCCCGCGCCGCGCCGCCGAGGCCCGCCGUGCGGGCCUUGGGACCACCGCUCACUCGCCAGGCGGCACGCCGCCGGCGGGGUCUACUGCGACAUCCCCGCGAACAGGAACCGCCGCGCCCGGUGGUUGCGCUGCGCUUCCGCGGUGUACAGGUUGCCCUUGCUGUCGACGGCAAUGUGGUGGAGCGCGUCGAAGUUGCCCGGCUCCGUGCCCAGCUCGCCCCAGGUGUCGAGCACCUCGAGCGUCUGGCGGUUCAGCACGUGGAUGUGCAGGUUCGCCUGGUCGGCGACGUACAGGUACGUCUGCUCCGGAUCGGGCGAGAACGCCAGGCCGGCGCAGGUCAGCGAACGCCCUUCGUCCGGGUUGACGAAGACCUGCCGCUGGUAG
Molecule: messenger RNA, 726 nt
Organism: Geodia barretti
Lineage: Eukaryota; Metazoa; Porifera; Demospongiae; Tetractinellida; Geodiidae
Source: the annotation of a GenBank genome assembly